AUGACUCAGGCAAAGAAGGCAGCAGCAGCCCCAACGGGGGGCCGGUGCGCGGGUGCUGGUCGUUUCCGUCUGAGAAGAAAGGACAGGAGAGUCAUCGCCUUGAAGCGCCAGGCUGCAGGCAAGACCAACAGCAAGCUGAGAAAGAGCAUCACUCCUGGAAGCGUUCUUAUUCUGCUCAGCAGCGGCUACAGGGGCAAGCGUGUGAUCUGCCUCAAGCAGAUGGAGCCAUCAGGGCUGCUGCUCGUUACUGGGCCAUUCACUGUUAAUGGCGUUCCCUUGCGCCGCGUAAACCCCCGCUAUGUGAUUGCAACUAGCACGAAGGUGGAUGUGUCUAGAGUGGAUCUUAAAGAGGUGACCGACAGUAUGUUCACCAGGACCAGCAAGGAAAGGCGGGCGGACAGAAAGAUGAAGACCAAGGAUGACACAUCCAUGUUUAUUAAACAGGACGACACCCGUCAGAAAACCCUCCCGGAAGAGAGAAAACAGCUGCAGGAUAAGGUCGACAAGGCACUACUCUCAGUCGUUGACAAGGACCCGCUUCUAAAGCAAUACCUGAAGAAUCGCUUCACUCUCCGUGCUAACAUGGCUCCCCAUGCCAUGAAGUUUUAA
This is a messenger RNA of Cyclospora cayetanensis, 609 nucleotides long. Its product is annotated as 60S ribosomal protein L6. Gene Ontology annotation, molecular function: structural constituent of ribosome; RNA binding. Gene Ontology annotation, biological process: ribosomal large subunit assembly; cytoplasmic translation. The record is from RefSeq and is a predicted model, not a curated record. Lineage: Eukaryota; Apicomplexa; Conoidasida; Eucoccidiorida; Eimeriidae. The transcript has a single exon. Bases 1 to 609 code for a protein of 202 amino acids. Gene Ontology annotation, cellular component: cytosolic large ribosomal subunit; ribosome.